GAAAUUCCAGUGAUUCAGAGGAGGAAGACCGGAGUACCAGCAGCAUAGAAAAUCAGGCCAUCCCAAACUCUCACAGGGUGCCAGAUUCCAAAUCGCAUCCACCGCACAUCAAAAUAGAUAUCAUCAGGAAAGUGCAAGCCAAAAAUACACAGCGCUAUAAAGUGGAAUAUGAUUCACAGAGUACGGAUACACUGAAUUUCUCUUCUGAAUCCAAACAAGAGACUGAAUACGGUCCCUGUCGUAGAGAAAUGGAAGACACUUUAAACCACCUAAAGAUCCUGAAUGUCUUGAGUCCCAGGGGUUUUCAUAUUCCAAAUUGUGACAAGAAGGGGUUCUACAAGAAGAAGCAAUGUCGCCCAUCCAAAGGCCGAAAGAGAGGUUACUGCUGGUGUGUGGAUAAAUAUGGACAGCCGCUUCCUGGGUAUGAUGGGAAGGGAAAAGGAGAUGUCCACUGCUAUAACUUGGAAAGCAAAUGAGGGCUG
Pelecanus crispus (Dalmatian pelican) is the source of this 482-nucleotide messenger RNA. The record is from RefSeq and is a predicted model, not a curated record. NCBI's taxonomy places the organism in Eukaryota, Metazoa, Chordata, Aves, Pelecaniformes, Pelecanidae.